AGUACAAAACAUUUUCAAAAGUUAUAAAUACAUAUACAUGUAUUGAUAUAAAAUUUAUAUUAUUAAUUAUGACACAAAUAUCAAUACCGAAUUUCAAUACAUGUAUAUAGAAAAUGGUCGCCAGUUCCGGUUAUAAAUGAUUAUCAAAAUGGACACAAAAGACGAUUCAAAGCUAAAAAUCACCGACAUUGUUGGAAAUUUAGUUAAGUCAGACCAAAGUCAUGUUAAAUCUAACACUGUCAACAAGUCCGGGGAGAAAAUAGAUGAUGAUGACGUCAUAAUUUUGAAUGUUGGCGGCAUCCGGCACGAGACGCGCAUAGCAACCCUUCUGAAAAAGCCGGAAACAAGACUUUAUUCGGUAGGUGAAACUGCGAAAGCGAGUGGGAAAAAAGAGUUUUAUUUUGACAGAAAUCCGCAAAUAUUUCCGUGCAUCUUAAAUUACUAUCGGAUAGGAAAGUUACACAUGCCGACGGAUGUAUGUGGCCCGGCGGCGAAGGCUGAGCUGGACUACUGGGAACUUGAAGAUAAAGAUAUCGAGGAGUGUUGCUGGGUUAAUUAUAUUAGUUAUGAAGAAACUAUGGAAAUGUUAGAGAAGUUCCAGGCGGAUGAACGGGACAAGUUUCACCCUGUUUAUGUCUCACCAGACGCGUCUUUCCUAGUUCGAGCCAAACCAAGACUUUGGCGAGGACUUCAAGACCCGUACAGCUCAAAACCAGCUCUGUCUUACGCCGUGGUGUCCCUCAUUGUUGUGCUCGUAUCAAUAACAGUGUUUGUCAUAGAAACUCUUCCAUACUUUGGUUCCGUUUUCGUACACGCUUCCGACAAAACACGGAACAUUACGAGCAAAGAUCUGCUGGCUGAACUGGAGAUAUUCACAAACAUUACCCCAAACGACUGCCUUCUCAUCAUUGACAAUGCCUGUAACAUCUUUUUCUUCAUUGAAUUCCUCAUCAAACUCGUUGCUUCACCAGACAAGAGAAAGUUCUUCAAGAGUCCAUUAGUGAUAACAGAGCUUCUAUGUUUAGUACCGUACUAUAUCGGCAUAUUUAUAGUCCUAGCUCACCCGGAUCCUAUUAUUAUUUUUGAUUUCAUUAGAGUACUUUUCGCUACAAGAGUGUUAAGGAUAUUCCGUAUAUUUGUGCUCAUGAAACAUUUUUUAGCUUUAAAGAUAUUAAUUUAUACCAUAAGAGCCAGCAAGAAGGAGCUGUUUCUACUUUUAAUUGUUCUGAUCAUUGGAGUUGUGAUUUUUGCGUGUCUUGAAUAUUAUAUGGAAAUAUUUUCAAAUGCGGCAGACCUCGAGUUAGAGCAUAUACCGCUAGCAUUUUGGUGGGCACUCAUUACCAUGACAACCGUAGGAUACGGUGACGUUGUUCCAAAGUCAGGACUUGGAUAUGUGAUUGGAGGAUUCUGUGCAAUAAGUGGUGUACUUGUUAUUGCUUUAUCAGUCCCAGUUAUCGUCAAUAACUUUACGGUGUACUACACGCAUGCGCAGUCAAGAGAAAAAUUGAAACUGCGACGGAAAAAGUUUGAACAGACGGAGAAGUGGCAAAGAUUGAAGCAGGGUCUAAAGAGUAAGUUGAAAAGCGGAGCAUUACAGGGAAUGUUGAAUGGAAUCAGAAAACGUAACGGAGGAGUUGUGGCUCCAACAGAAACAACCAAAGCACCGCCUAAAAUUCCUCUUUUGAAAUUAGGUGGUGGAACAAAAUCGGAUUUACUUAAAACUGAAAAUCAGACUGAUAAAAGUGAUGAUAAGCAAAAUCCUAGUACAGCGCGUGAUAUUAUACUAGAGGACGUCAGUGAAACAGUGAUUGCGGAAUCUAGUGCUUCUGGAGAAGGUAUAUCUGUGAUAGCUAACGAUAGUAAACUGUUAAAUGGGCAUGCUACUAAAAUAAACAAUGAGAGUAAAGACACGUUAAAAAUUCCGCAUAAGACUCAAGUGCGGUCAAAGUUUUUCGGUGGGUCACUAAAAAGUCCGAAUUUCUUGAGGGGCAGCACCAGAUUAAAAAAAGACGAAAGUAAAGAUUUAGAAAUGUUGACCCCGAAUUCAAAAGCACAAAAGAAACCCUCAUUUAAAGUUUAACAUAUACAUGUAUAUAUUUACUGUACACUAAGAAUAUGCCAAAAUAAAAAUAAACAAGAAGCCAUAUUUCAACAAAAACUUAUUGAAACCAGUCAUUGAUUUAACGCUAGAUUCAUCUCUUCUACAUAACACAUGACAUUACACUGUGAACCGAAUGGUAACCUGUUCAAUUCAAACUGCCUCAAGUGUGACGACAUCAAAUUUCAUGAAUAUUUCAACAGCUCAUCAAUUUGCACAUUCUUAUUUAUGUGACAUUAGCCACGACUCUUAUUUGUUAUAAUGGAACAAAAAUGAUCCGUAAAAUCGAUAUUGACAAGUAUAAAAAUAGCUCUUCUGUUCACAAAACGAAUCAAUAAAAUGCGUUUUUAAUGCCCCUAAAGUGAUUUACUUAAGUUACAUGUAAUCAAUAUUUUAAUCAAUUACAAAGAGAGCAUUUAUUCUCUUUUGAUUUAAAGCUGCAUGCAUCUAGAUAAGCCAAAUGAGUUCAAGAAAAUCAACCUUAGGAAAAAUGCAUUAAGGGUCUAAGAAAAAUAAAAAUAUUUCCAAGUCAAGAAACGAUGUAAUGAAUGACUAACAGCAUUUAUCACCAUAUUUGUAUUGCGUGACUAACGCAGUAAGGGCUAUUCUUGCAUAUUCUGACCUAUUUUUGGUAAUUUUUCGUAGAUUUCAAGUUCCGCUUGAAAAGUGUAAAUUCCAUUCUUUGUUCCCAUGACAAUAUUUCAAUAUUUGAGACAUUUUAAAAUUAUUCAUGAAAAUAAAUAUGAAUUUGGAGGCGUGCUGCUUUAAAAUAUAUAGAAAUUGAAACAGGAAAAGCUAUAUGAAAUUGCAUCAUACUAUCGUUAACCAAAAACCGAUCAACAACAACAUUUCUGACUUAAAGGAGUUCAAUUGUGUUUUCAGAACUCAUUUAGCAGACGAUAAUAUAUCUCAAAAUACGGAAACUUAUACUAUCCAGUUCAUGAAAUUCCUUUCCUUUCUCAUUUUUAACAUACACACCAACGCAGUAAGGGCAAUUGUUGCAUAUUUUGACUUCUUUUCGGUUAUUUACUUGGAUUGUAAGUACCGCUAUGUGCCAAUUGAUUUCUUUGCUUACUUCACAAAAAUAUUUCAUUUUUAAAUAAAUACAUUUUCAAAAUGUUCAUGGAAAUUAGCAUGAAUCUGGAGGCAUGCUGCUUUAAACAGUCUAGGUCUACUAGAAUAUAUAUUCAUACAACAUGUUUUAUCUUGUUCAUAUAACACAAAUUUUCCUCUUCAACAUCGGGUCACACGUCAUUUCAUUAC
Molecule: messenger RNA, 3361 nt
Organism: Ruditapes philippinarum (Manila clam)
Lineage: Eukaryota; Metazoa; Mollusca; Bivalvia; Venerida; Veneridae
Product: potassium voltage-gated channel protein Shaw-like
Exons: 2
Coding region: 137-2080 (647 amino acids)
Biological process (GO): potassium ion transmembrane transport; protein homooligomerization
Cellular component (GO): voltage-gated potassium channel complex; membrane
Molecular function (GO): delayed rectifier potassium channel activity
Source: RefSeq, a predicted model, not a curated record